This is a messenger RNA of Brugia pahangi, 714 nucleotides long. The record is from the annotation of a GenBank genome assembly. NCBI's taxonomy places the organism in Eukaryota, Metazoa, Nematoda, Chromadorea, Rhabditida, Onchocercidae.
AUGUGGAUGUGCCACAGGAUUCUAUGUUUCGUUCCAUCGAUCGCACGUGUACGUUUCAUUCGGUGGGAACAUACCGCUGUUAGCAGCAGAGGAAGAGGUCUUGGGAACUUACAUGAAGAAGUGAACAGACGGUUCACACAGCGAAUCGUGAAAAGAUUACAUCGAUGGGAUCGAAUAAGUGAAAAUGAGUGGUUCAUGAUCUACCGCGAUAAUUAUGCCUCACGUUUUGUUUUACUAGUUACCCUGGCGGCACCCUUGAUUGGCUUUUUGACAUCCGAGAAUUGUGUGGCUAACGUGAAAAGGGGCCGACUAUGGAAUGCUGUCAAAGAUACUAACAUAGUUCAGCAGAUGGGUGUUCUUGCUGUACUGCCGAUAUUUUCGUUUUUGGUGAUCAUGUAUUUGGCAUGGCAUCUGAAUGCCAUAAGAAUUCAUCGUAUUUAUAUCAGUAAAAAAGACCAGAAAUUGUUUUUUGCCGUCAUCUCUCACUAUGGGAUAUUUACACGAAAGGUACUUUUCACAAGGCACAACGUUCGAAUUCUGGGAAGUGCUGGACAUCAGCUAUGGUCACUUGUGAAAGGUUCGAUCAAAAUCAACAAACAUCGCUUUGCGCUUAAUGAUGAAGGCUUCCGAGACAUCCAACAUCGACAUCUGAUGUUAGGGCGAAAUAUUAAACCGCCUCUGACUACCGAUAAGAGUGAGGAAACAACGUUGUGA